Molecule: messenger RNA, 1140 nt
Organism: Pieris rapae (cabbage white)
Lineage: Eukaryota; Metazoa; Arthropoda; Insecta; Lepidoptera; Pieridae
Product: nucleoside diphosphate kinase 7-like
Exons: 6
Cellular component (GO): centrosome
Source: RefSeq, a predicted model, not a curated record
AUUUCAUUACAGGUGUAUGAUUACUUCGAUAAGUAUACAUUUCUUUGCGAAAUGUAUGAUGAAGAAGGAGACGAGAUCGUGGAAUUAGUUCUUAAUUUUUUCCCUUUCGAUAAUUCUGUACAAAUAAUCAACACGAAAAAGGGUAAAACUCUUUUGAGACGCGUACAAUUGCCUUCAUUAAAAUUAGAAAUGCUUCAAAUAGGUAAUGUUGUGAAUAUAUUUUCAAAAUUACUUAACAUCAUCGACUGUGCACCUUUGACUCGAAGAACUCUUUUUAAAAAUGUGGAAAGUACUUUUGCUAUGAUAAAACCCAUCCCACCAAGCGAACAUGGCAAAAUUUUAACAUUCAUCAUGAAAAACGGAUUUCGAAUUGUUCGUAUGAAAAAUGGCAAGAUCAGCAAGGACUUUGCAAUUAUACUGUACCAUAACAUUUCGGGAAGCAAUAUGAUGCCAAUAAUAAUAGACUACAUCACGAGCGGAGAGGUUAUUGGCCUAGAACUGGUUGCUCCUGAUGCUGUAAAAAAAUGGCGCAAAUGUUUAGGGGCAACCGACCCAUCAGAAGCUGCUCCAGGAACUUUACGUAAUUUGUAUGGAGAAAAUACACUAAAAAACAUUGCUCAUGGUUGUAAUACUUUAGAGGAUGCAACCCAAAUGUUAGAGCUGUUUUUUGGUUAUGAGAAAGGCAUACCACGAAUUCCAUAUAGAGCUACUUUAAAAAACUGUACAUGCUGCAUAAUAAAACCUCAUGCUGUUAUUGAUGGUAAUAUUGGCUCCAUUUUGGAAGUUAUUGCUACAUCUAAAAAAUUCUAUAUAUCAGCCAUAGCUCUAUUUUCUGUUAAGCUGAUGAAUGCAGAGGAAUUUUUUGAAAUAUAUAAGGGUGUUCUGCCAGAAUAUGAAGCAAUGUGCAUACAUUUAGCUGAAGGGAAAUGUGUUGCACUAGAAGUAAAGUCUGAUGAUCCAAGUAUUAACAUUGUGUCUGAAUUCAGAAAAGUUUGUGGACCUAGAGACCCUGAUUUAGCUCGACAACUGUAUCCCGAUUCUAUAAGAGCUUUAUAUGGAAAAAGCAUUUUAUAUAAUGCAGUCCAUUGUACAGACCUCCCAGAAGAUGGUGAGCUUGAAGUGGAAUAUUUUUUUAAAUUA